Harpegnathos saltator (Jerdon's jumping ant) is the source of this 2607-nucleotide messenger RNA. It is a transcript of the gene aph-1, whose product is annotated as gamma-secretase subunit Aph-1. The record is from RefSeq and is a predicted model, not a curated record. NCBI's taxonomy places the organism in Eukaryota, Metazoa, Arthropoda, Insecta, Hymenoptera, Formicidae. Bases 604 to 1344 code for a protein of 246 amino acids. Gene Ontology annotation, biological process: protein processing; positive regulation of catalytic activity. Gene Ontology annotation, cellular component: membrane. The transcript has 2 exons.
UGUGUAUACUUUCGUCACUUAAAAAGGAUUUCUUCUCGUUCGUUUUUAUUUUUCGCAUAUUUCUUCGCAUUUUCGCAGAAAGAGAAGUCGAGCGAAAAUAUCAAAUGAAAAAUUAUCGUCUAGGGAAUAAACAAGGUGGAGAAACAUACGAUAAUCGAGCUCGAGUAAGAUACAAAUAAUCGAAUAAUAGUCCGUCUCUUCCAUGCAGCGUUCGGCAAAUUGUUCUCGCGAUUUUGCAAACAGAGGCGUAUGAACGGAGCCGUGGGAUGUGCGCGAGCCAAUCGUAACAAGAACAAGAACAAGAGAUUGUCGUCCCGAGUCACCGAGUCGAGUGACACACCGAGUGAUAUCUCACGUUGUACAUAUAGACUUUUUUAUAUUUCUAAAACAAACAACUGCAAGUACACUCGUCAGCCGAGCUCAGUGCAGCGCGGAUAAUAGAGAGAAUAAAUGCGCCCGAUAGAAGGCAGCAUCCGAGCCGCGGAGAGGCUUCUUAGGAUUAAGGGAACUUAGCGUUUAUUCGUUCGUUCAUCCGUUCGCCGAGAAACUACGUGAAGGGGGACAUCAGCGUACUCAAUACAUCGCAACUGCUUCGAAAAGAAAAUGACUCUCAUGGAUUUCUUCGGUUGCGCCUUCUUGGCUUUCGGUCUGCCACUGGCCAUGUUUACGUUCACCAUCGCCAGCAAUCCCUACAGGAUAAUCAUCCUGAUAGCCAGCGCCUUUUUCUGGCUCAUUUCCUUGUUACUGUCAUCGAUACUCUGGUAUGCCGUUGUACCGUUGCAAAAUUAUCUCGCAUUUGGACUGGUGUUCUCAGUGCUGUUUCAAGAAAGCUUCAGAUACCUGCUGUACUGUGUGAUGCGUAAAGUGGAAAUAUGCAAUAUACCGCCAGACAGAUUGGCAGCGGCAGAGAGGGCUGUUAAUCAUGUAGUAGAUGGCAGACUUGAGUACUCUUAUGUGUGUGGCUUGGGUUUUGGUCUCAUGAGCGGUGCUUUUGCCCUGGUCAAUGUUUUGGCUGAUGCGGUAGGACCUGGUACUAUGGGACUACGACAAGGCACAGAAUAUUUUUUCAUGAUAUCUGCAGCCAUCACUCUGUGCUUCAUUCUACUGAAUACAUUCUGGGGUGUCAUCUUCUUCACAGCUCUGGAUUGUAGGAAUUGGGGACAAGUUAUAUGGGUGGUCAGUUCGCAUCUGCUUGUCUCCUGUAUGACUUUGCUCAAUCGAUACCAGGCUUAUGCAGCCAGUAUCUUGUCUGCAUACAUAGUACUGGUGAUAACAAUCGUGAUUGCGUUCAGACUUGCGAACGGGCGUAUGCAGAAUUUAAUUUGUUGUUUCCGAAGAAAAUGAGAGCUUACAACAGUUUCAUAGUUACUUGAUAACAUGCUAAAAAUACGAGUGCCCAUCUUCCGACGGAUACAAACGUGAACAUGAUAAAGCAUAUUCUCCCCUUUUAGAUGCUAGUUUAUAAGAAAAUCGUUCGUUACUCUGUUAUAUAUGAUACACAUAAGGACGAUGCAUUGGGCAGAAUAUUUUUAUUCCUUGAAAAUUAAGUAGGCCGAUGUGAGAAGAAUGUAGGUAUAUAUCAUUGCUAAAUUUUGUGUGGUUAAACAAAAUAUACCGCUGAAUCCCAUGUAUAAUACAUCCACUUGACCAAACUGAAUAAGGAAUAGACUCUGCGCUGUGAAUGAGUAGUGUGUUACAGUGGUUAGCGAGCUUGGUCGUCUGCAUCAUUCUGCAAUGAUGAACACUAAGGACACUUAUUGUACAUGAAGUGACUUAAGUGUAAAAUACGAGGGUAUGAGGAAACAUGUUAUUGUGAUUUUAUUACAUAAUUUAGCAAAAAUUGUGUCUGUCGAUUUUAUCGACCAAAGUAUGCCAUUAUGUUUUUACAUUUAAAUGACACUUCAUGUAAUUUCAGCAUGUAGUAGUAUGAAAUGGCGCAGACGAUUGAAUUUGCCACACAGCGUACUUCAGAGUAUCUCGUUACGUGAAAAUAAAAAGAGAAAAGAAGAGAGGGAAUGAGUGAACGAGAACAAGAGGGAGAGUAUCUAAUUGUGUGUGUUUUCUCAGAACAGUUCUGGAUAUUUUGGUCAAGCUGCUAGUCCGUCCCUUAAUCCAUCGAAACUGUUGUAUGACGGAAUCACGAUAGCGUUUCGAUCCAGAGCAUGUCGAAUUGUAUAAUACUCCCUAUCGUAAAGAGAAAUAUCUACAGAAAUGCAUGUAUGUGUGUGCGUGAUUACGCGUCGUAGUCAUGUAUGCGUGUAUGUAUAUAUGUAUGCGUCUACAAUGAAUAAGUUUCGUUAAAUACGGUAUGUAUAUUCGUGCAUAAAUUCGCGCCUUAAGAGUAAAUUCCUUAACUAUUGAUUAAACGAAGAAACGGUAAAAUUUAAGGAAUUGUUCGUUACUUUUUGUAAGUGAAAAGAAGAACGAGGAAGUCACCGACGAUUACACAUCUAAGCUAAUUAUAACAGCUAUAUAACGUUCAUAUUGUUGUAUCAAUUACUGUAUAACAUUCAUUUAUCUCCACUUACCACACAACUUGCAAUCGUUUAUUAUCCAAUUCACAUUUGCAUUUCAUCUGACAGUCAAAUAAAACCAACUUUCUUACAA